Molecule: messenger RNA, 1814 nt
Organism: Salarias fasciatus (jewelled blenny)
Lineage: Eukaryota; Metazoa; Chordata; Actinopteri; Blenniiformes; Blenniidae
Gene: pdha1b
Product: pyruvate dehydrogenase E1 subunit alpha 1b
Exons: 13
Coding region: 66-1403 (445 amino acids)
Biological process (GO): pyruvate decarboxylation to acetyl-CoA
Cellular component (GO): intracellular membrane-bounded organelle
Molecular function (GO): pyruvate dehydrogenase (acetyl-transferring) activity
Source: RefSeq, a predicted model, not a curated record
GUCGGAAAGGUUAGCAGCAGGAAGCCGGCUGCCGUUAAUCCGGGUUCGGGUCGUCUCUCGGUAGCAUGAAAGCCAUGCUAGCCCUCCUCUCUAACGCUCUGUGCAGGAUCACCGGCCGGACCGUGGGAGCCCAAACAGUGUCGGAGCUGCUGGUUGACCUGUCAGAGUACGUCAGCGUGUCAUCCCCUCCGGCGGCGGCGGCGGCGGCGGCGCAGCGGCAGCCGCCAGACCCUCCACCUGUCAGGGGCGCAGAGCUAGUUGUAGAGCAGAGCCCGCAGCCAGGCUCCCGGGUCGUCGUGUCUCGGUCCUUCGCCGACUUCACGCCUCAGGCCACCUUCAGCAUCAAGAAGUGUGACCUGCACCUCCUGGAGGAGGGGCCCCCGCUGGAGGCGGAGCUGACCCGGGACCAGGGUCUGCAGUACUACCGGACCAUGCAGACGGUCCGGCGCAUGGAGCUGAAGGCCGACCAGCUGUACAAGCAGAAGAUCAUCCGGGGCUUCUGCCACCUGUACGACGGGCAGGAGGCGUGCGCCGCCGGCAUCGAGGCGGCCAUCGGCCCGUCCGAUCACCUGAUCACCGCCUACCGCGCCCACGGCUACACCUUCACCCGCGGCGUCUCCGUCAGGGAGAUCCUGGCCGAGCUCACAGGUCGCAAAGGGGGCGUGGCCAAAGGCAAGGGAGGCUCCAUGCACAUGUACGCUCCGCAUUUCUACGGAGGGAACGGCAUUGUGGGAGCUCAGGUUCCUCUGGGGGCGGGGAUCGCUCUGGCCUGUCAGUACCAGGGGAACCAUCAGGUGUGCGUCACGCUGUACGGAGAUGGAGCGGCCAACCAGGGUCAGAUCUUUGAGGCCUACAACAUGGCGGCGCUGUGGAAGCUGCCGUGUAUCUUCAUCUGCGAGAACAACAAGUACGGCAUGGGGACGUCGGUGGAGCGCGCCGCCGCCAGCACCGAGUACUACAAGAGGGGGGACUACAUCCCCGGUCGCGGGGUGGAUGGGAUGGACGUCCUGUGUGUCCGUGAAGCAACCAAGUUUGCAGCAGAUCACUGCAGAGCAGGAAAGGGUCCAAUCAUCAUGGAGCUGCAGACCUACCGUUACCAUGGACACAGCAUGAGUGAUCCAGGAGUUAGCUACCGCACCCGGGAGGAGAUCCAGGAGGUCCGCACCAAGAGCGACCCCAUCUCCAUGCUGAAGGAGCGCAUGCUGAGCAACAACAUGGCGUCUGCAGAGGAGUUCAAGGAGUUGGAUGUGGACAUCAGGAAGGAGGUGGAGGAGGCGGCUCAGUUUGCGACCUCUGACCCCGAGCCUCCUCUGGAUGAACUCUGUAACCACAUCUUCUCCAACAACCCUCCUCUGGAGGUCCGAGGCACCACGCCCUGGUCCAGGCUCACCUCCGUCAGCUAGAGGAGCUGCUGCUCCGCCCCCCUGGUCCAGGCUCCGCCCCCCUGGUCCAGGCUCCGCCCCCUGGUCCAGGCUCCGCCCCCCGGUCCAGGCUCACCUCUGUCAGCUAGAGGAGCUGCUGCUCCGCCUCCUCCUCUCAUCUCAGCACUUUAGGAGGACUGCUCUGUCCUCCACCCUGCCAGUGUUAUUUAUUUAUUUAUUUAUAGUUUUAUAGUCAUUCUGUCUUCAUAGCUCCUCCUCCUCCUCUUCUUCCUCCUCCUCCUCCUCCUGAUGCUGCAGGGUUGCUCCUAAACGCACAAACAGUUCUCCAGUGUUCCUGCAGGUUUUCCUGCUAGACGUUCUCUUGGGAACAGACGGGUCCAACAGUUCUUCAGAACCGAUUCCUUCUGUGUCAAAUAAAGGUUGUAAAUAGUU